AUGUGGGAGGGGACGCGGCAAGUCGUUGCUUGCAUGGUGAAGGGCUGCCGCGCAAGUUGUCAAGGCCAGCUUGGAGCAGCUGUGCUCCGAUGCGGCUACCCAUGCACACCUACACUUAGUCCAAUGGACUCUCAAAUGGCAGCUAGCAGAGCCCGUUUGUCCGCCAGAACCUUUUUCCUCGGCCGCUACUUUCCUUUCAACAGUCCUUGGCGAUUUGUGGUUUCUUGUUUCAAGUUGCUUGUCACCAACCAUAAAAAGCAAAGAGUUCCGGAGAAGCCUGGACAAGCGAACAAGAACACCUUUUAA
Durusdinium trenchii is the source of this 306-nucleotide messenger RNA. Lineage: Eukaryota; Dinophyceae; Suessiales; Symbiodiniaceae. The record is from the annotation of a GenBank genome assembly.